GGCGCGGAGAGCGAGGGGGCGGUGCCGACCGGGCCCAAUCCGCCGCGGGUAGCUACGGUGGCGGAAGAGGAGCUCGGUUCUCAGCGGCGGCCGCCGCCGGGGGCCCUUGGCACAGGCGGAGAUGAGCUCACAGCAGUUCCCGCGCUCCGGCGCGCCGCCCGCCGGCUUGGGAGCAGCCCCGCCGCCCGGUCCCACCAGCGGCUCCACCGGACUCCUCGCACCUCCCGCCACAGUGAGCGAUGAAUCGAGUCGUGACUCAGAAGUUGCUCCUAGAGAGCACAUUGGCUCUGGUGGCUCCAUACAACCUCGAGAGGAAAAGCAGGAACCAGUGGUGGUUCGGCCAUACCCACAGGUUCAGAUGUUGACCCAGCACCACCCAGUCCAGUCUGGUGCUCCAGUGACAGUGACAGCUCCACCAGCACAUUUGACUCCAGCUGUCCCACUUUCCUUUUCAGAUGGACUUAUGAAGCCUCCCUUGAAGCCCACCAUGCCGAGCCGGCCCAUUGCUCCUGCACCACCCUCUACUCUGUCAGCACCCACGAAGGUUCCUGGGCAAGUUACUGUGACCAUGGAAAGCAGCAUACCACAGGCUCCAACAAUUCCUGUGGCAACAAUCAGUGGGCAACAGGGGCAUCCUAGUAACUUGCAUCACAUCAUGGCUACCAACGUGCAGAUGUCAAUCAUCAGAAGCAGUGCUCCUGGGCCCCCGCUACACAUUGGAGCUUCUCACCUGCCCAGAGGUGCAGCAGCUGCUGCAGUGAUGUCCAGUUCCAAAGUCACCACAGUCCUGAGACCUGCUUCUCAGCUGCCCAACGCAGCCACUGCCCAGCCCGCCGUGCAGCACAUCAUCCACCAGCCCAUCCAGUCUCGUCCUCCUGUGACAACUUCAAGCACUAUUCCUCCAGCUGUGGUGGCUACUGUCUCAGCCACAAGAGCUCAGUCCCCUGUUAUAACUACAACAGCAGCACAUGCUACGGAGUCAACUCUCAGUCGGCCCACCCUGUCCAUCCAGCAGCACCCACCCUCUGCAGCCAUCAGCAUUCAGCGGCCUGCACAGCCCAGGGACACAGCUACUCGAAUCACGCUACCUUCCCACCCAGCCAUAGGAACACAGAAGUCACAGCUCCACACCAUGGCUCAGAAAACCAUUUUCAGUACUGGUACUCCAGUGGCAGCAGCAACAGUGGCACCUAUUUUGGCUACGAAUACGAUCGCUUCAGCAACCACAGCUGGUUCUGUCUCUCACACCCAAGCGCCUACAAGCACCAUUGUCACCAUGACAAUGCCUUCCCAUUCUUCCCAUGCUACAGCUGUCACAACCUCAAACAUCCCAGUUGCUAAAGUGGUUCCUCAGCAGAUCACACACACCUCUCCCCGGAUCCAGUCUGAUUACACAGCAGAGAGGAGUAAUCUCAUUCCCCUCUCCAGUCACCGGGCAUCCCCAAACCCUGUAGCAAUGGAAACCAGGAAUGACAACAGGCAGUCGGUGCCUGUCCAGUUCCAGUACUUCUUACCAACGUACCCACCCUCUGCCUACCCUCUGACAGCUCACACCUACACCCCCAUCACCAGCUCCGUGUCCACCAUCCGCCAGUACCCAGUCUCAGCCCAGGCGCCCAACUCGGCCAUCACGGCGCAGACAGGUGUUGGCGUGGCCUCCACUGUCCACCUCAACCCUAUGCAGCUGAUGACAGUGGAUGCCUCCCAUGCCCGCCACAUCCAGGGCAUCCAGCCAGCACCAAUCAGCGCCCAGGGCAUCCAGCCAGCACCAAUCAGCGCUCAGGGCAUCCAGCCAGCACCAAUCGGGACACAGGGACUCCACCCCGCGGCGCCAAUGGGGACACAGGGACUGCAGCCGGCACCAAUCGGCACUCAGCAGCCACAGGCUGACACCAAAACCUCGGUAGUCUUGGCAGAUGGAGCCACCAUUGUAGCCAAUCCUAUUAGCAAUACAUUCAACACGGGUUCUGCAGCAACUACAGUUGUGCAAACCCACAGCCAGAGUGCCAGUGCCAGCACCCCAGCCCAGGGCUCCUCCCCGCGCCCCAGCAUCCUCCGCAAGAAACCAACCACUGAUGGGCUGGCUGUCCGGAAAAGCUUAAUUCCACCUCAGCCACCUGAAGUAGCCAGUACGCGUGUGGAGAGUACGAUGCGAAGCACGUCUGGAUCACCAAGGCCUGCUGGUUCCAAACCAAAACCUGAAAUUCAUGUGUCCAUGGCCACACCGGUGACUAUGUCGAUGGAAGCAGUGUCUAACCAAGGUGGUGAGCAGCCCACCGUUGCAGUCCCCCCCACCUCCCAGCAGCCUCCCUCUGCCAUUCCAACCAUCAUUGCAGCAGCCAGUCCCACUUCACAGCCUGCAGCAGCUCUCUCCACCAUUCCAGGAGCUGUCCCAGCCGCUCCGCCAACUUCUACCACAAUUGUGGCCGCACCUGCCCCUCCAUCCACCAUGAGUGGGGCCCUGUCAGCAGUGCUGGGUCCUACAGUGCCAGAGAUAAAAAUCAAAGAGGAAGUGGAGCCUAUGGACAUAAUGCGACCAGUAUCUGCAGUCCCUCCACUGACUACAAGUACUGUGUCCCCAUCGUUGGCAUUGCUGGCCAACAACCUUUCAAUGCCUCCAAGUGAUUUGCCACCUGGUGCCUCCCCGAGGAAGAAACCCCGUAAGCAGCAGCACGUCAUCUCCACAGAGGAAGGGGACAUGAUGGAGACAAAUAGCACCGAUGAUGAGAAAUCCACUGCCAAAAGUUUGCUGGUGAAGGCAGAGAAGCGCAAGUCUCCCCCAAAGGAGUAUAUAGAUGAAGAAGGUGUGAGAUACGUCCCCGUGCGUCCACGGCCGCCCAUCACGUUGCUCCGUCACUACCGCAAUCCCUGGAAAGCUGCCUACCACCACUUCCAGAGAUACAGCGAUGUCCGGGUGAAAGAAGAGAAGAAGGCCAUGCUGCAGGAGAUUGCCAACCAGAAGGGUGUAUCCUGUCGUGCUCAAGGGUGGAAGGUCCAUCUCUGUGCAGCGCAGCUACUGCAGCUGACCAACCUGGAGCAUGAUGUGUACGAGAGACUCACAGCCCUGCAGGAGGGACUCAUCCCUAAAAAAAAGGCAGCGACUGAUGAUGAUUUGCACCGAAUCAAUGAGCUGAUACAGGGGAACAUGCAGAGGUGUAAACUGGUGAUGGAUCAAAUCAAUGAGGCUCGAGACUCCAUGCUGAAGGUCCUGGAUCACAAGGACCGUGUUUUGAAGCUUCUAAACAAGAAUGGAACUGUCAAGAAAGUAUCCAAAUUAAAGCGAAAGGAGAAGGUGUAAAUCCAGAAUGAUGACUGGAAGGGGAGAAUGUGAACAGAAUGGAGUUGAAACUUCUUGUAGUUUGGGUUUAUUUCUAAGCAGAGCAUCUGAAUAAAAAAGGAUGAGCUUAGGGAACUGUUAACAGCACCAUGGGCAUGUGAAGCCCAGUGACAUGAAGGGGUUGUCACUGAUCUCUCAUAAUGAACAAAGAUUUCUCUCAGGCUCAUCCGUUUUAAAGUCUUUCCAGUCCCAUUUGUUUAACCCUCCCAAUGUGUCAGUGCCUACUAAUUGGAACUAAUGAUGCAAUGUGUGGCAGACAGUGCUCUCAUUCUGUUCUGCAGCUUAGGGAUAAGGUGUGUAGACACCUGUAAGGCAGGAGGUUCUGCAGGACCACCAGGAGGCUGAUGUACAGGUAUCAACCUUGAGAGCAGCUGUGCUUCAAAGCACCAAAAAUGACACCACUUUCAGUUACCCCUUUUGGUUCUUGUUCUGACCCUCCAGCAUCUGCAGUAGCCUUCUUAAACCAGUGCCACUGCACCAGAUCUGCCAUGUUCAGAAUCUCUAAUGGCUCAGAAGUCCUAGCUGUCAAGGUAUAAAAAGGAGAAAAAAAAAAGGGAGGGGGAAAUAAUUUCAGUGAUGUUGUAGUGUCUGUGUGUGUGUCUAUGUUGGUGCUCUGGGAUCCUUGUUCUCAAGUACCUCCUGCAACAGAGGACUUCCUGUAGCUGGUGUAACGUUAAUUGUUAAUUACCACAUACAUCCUGAAUACAUUAAUAAAGGACUUGGAGGUUUUUGUAUGUGA
Messenger RNA from Calypte anna (Anna's hummingbird), 4076 nucleotides. RefSeq names its product Sin3A associated protein 130 (gene SAP130). The transcript has 21 exons. Lineage: Eukaryota; Metazoa; Chordata; Aves; Apodiformes; Trochilidae. The record is from RefSeq and is a predicted model, not a curated record. Bases 122 to 3298 code for a protein of 1058 amino acids. Gene Ontology annotation, biological process: negative regulation of transcription by RNA polymerase II. Gene Ontology annotation, cellular component: Sin3-type complex.